AUGCAGCGUUUUCUCUUCAUCUUCAUCGUCUUGCUCCUCUCCUUCUCUUUACUUCGUGCCACUCCACACGAUGUCUAUGCCACGCCCAGCACGAUCUGGAGGAUCGGCUACCUCUCCAACAUAGUUAUCAAGGGUCCGAUCGGCAUUUUCGCGAAGCCCAUGACGCUCGGGUUUAGCACACCUUGCGUUCUCGUCUCCUGCAAGAACGAUCCACUCUAUUACUUGUCCAUCUCCAUGCCGAUCGACUCACCUGAUAGCCAGUCCCAGGGCGCGACAGUGGUGUGGAGAGCUACUCCAAGGCCUGUUCGUCUCGGUGCCUAUCUCAACUUCACGAUCGAUGGCGACUUGGUGCUGCGCGACUUUGAUGGCAGCUUUGUGUGGUCGACGGGGACAGCAAACGCUGGAGCGCAGAUGAUGACCCUCGAGAGCUCUGGAAAUCUCGUCAUCCAGACGGACAGUGGUUCUUUGCUGUGGCAGAGCUUUGAUCAUCCCACCGACGCGUUGCUCCCUGGCCAGAUCCUAAAACCAGGGAUGAAGUUAGUGGCAACAAAGACGAACGAGAACAAGGAACCAGGAUACUUCUCUCUUGAGGUAAAACGCUCCUCGGUAGUCUUGUACUCCACCCUCCCGGCAUAUGGAGAGCUUUGGAGCUCUGACAGUAAAGAUAUAUCUACUGUCGUCCUCUCCAACAGCAACCUGCAGAUUCGCAAAAGUUACGAUCCUGUCGACUAUUACACUCCAACGUUUAGCACAGUGACGUUUAGCCCAGUGACUGACCUUUCCGGUUACCAGUUGCUCAAGCUGUAUCCGGAUGGAGGGCUCCGAUUUACCUCCCAGUCAUACAGCAGUAACACCAGCAACACCACCAGUCUGAACGCCCUGUUCACGGCAAAAACCUUGCCUCCGUCGUGUGGACCUGCUUGGCUUCCCAGAGAAUAUCAAUGCGACUGUCUAGAGCUCGAGGAGGAGAACAGCUCCAUGCGAGCCAGCAUAUCUGGGGACAAAAAAAUAUGCAAGUUUGAUGAGCAGCCUCAAGAAUGUGGCAAAUACGAUUUCUCACAACACGAGAUGGUAGAAGCCAGAAACUACUACUACAACGAUCACGCACCUUUCGGGCACUUAUACACCCUCCACAACGUUACUCCAGUGAAGUGCAGGGCCCUGUGCAUCAACAACUGUACGUGUAAGGCGGUAUUGAUCGACGAGAAAACGAGUACCUGUUUCCAGAUGAGCGAAGUCUUUGCUCUAAACAGGACGCACAACCCAGCCAGUCCAGCCUUGUCACUGUCUCUUAAGGUGCAUCAUGCUCCCAAACUUUCGUUCUCGCGCAGCUCUCCUCAAUACUUGUCUACGCAUAGAAGAGCCAAGCCAGCGAUUGUGGUGGUACUCUCUGCGACAACGAUCGGGAUAAUUAUCGUCGCAAUCGUCAUCUGGAAGAAACAGAUAAACUCGUACCUCAAGCAUUACGGGCAGUCGUUUCCAUCUGGAUCUGCUGAGGACGGCCUGCGUGAUUUCACGUACUCGGAGCUAUACACAGCCACCAAAGGUUUUAGUAACAAAAUUGGAAGCGGAGGAUUCGGUAUAGUAUACGAAGGAGUACUUCAGGAUGGAUUCAAGGUUGCUGUCAAGCGCAUCGAGAAUUCAAACCAGGGUCACAAGCAGUUCAAGGCGGAAGUCAGAGUUAUUGGAAGCAUAAAUCACAAAAACCUGGUACAACUCAAAGGCUUUUGCUCUCACUCGGCGUGCUACUUCCUGGUUUAUGAGUACGUUGCAAACGGGUCGCUAGACAAAUGGAUCUACUCGCAGGAAAAGCUGGGUUGGGACACAAGGUUUGCAAUCAUUGUCGACAUUGCUAAAGGGAUCUCCUAUCUCCACGAUGAAUGCACCACUAGAGUGCUUCACUUGGACAUCAAGCCUCAAAACAUACUGCUUGACGAGAACUUUGGCGUGAAGAUCGCAGACUUCGGACUGUCCAGAAUGGUAGAAAAAGGGGAAAUGAGCAACGUCAUGACAAUGGUGAGAGGAACACCCGGAUACAUGGCUCCAGAAUGGUUGCAGCUGAGAGUAAGCGACAAGCUCGACGUUUACAGCUUUGGGAUCGUUGUUUUGGAGGUAGCUACAGGACUGCAAGCUCUUCAUACCUGUGUGUCUUGCGGGACAAGCCCAAGGUUCCUGACCGCAUGGAUCGUUAACAACCUUCGAACGGGGAAAAUGGUGCAGAUGUUAGAUAAAAAGCUGCAGCAAGAAAUGGACGAUACCUCAAGAAAGGUCCAAGUCGAGAAGCUGCUUCGCAUCGGAGUGUGGUGCAUUCAGCCGGAUCCCAGGCAGCGGCCUGCAAUGGUUGACGUCGUAAAGAUGCUCGAAGGCUCGGCCGAAGUCUCGGAUCCACCACUGCCUCCUCCCGAGGCCUGCAACAAAGUCGACACGAGCUUAUCUCUCAACAUCUUGAUGGAAAUGAUAAACCAGCAAAUGACACGGCCGAGAGUGGCGCGGGGAUGCCUCCCUCUCCUCACGGAGAGAAGAUCAGCAAACUGA
Selaginella moellendorffii is the source of this 2535-nucleotide messenger RNA. Its product is annotated as G-type lectin S-receptor-like serine/threonine-protein kinase SD2-5. Gene Ontology annotation, molecular function: protein serine/threonine kinase activity; ATP binding. Bases 1 to 2535 code for a protein of 844 amino acids. Lineage: Eukaryota; Viridiplantae; Streptophyta; Lycopodiopsida; Selaginellales; Selaginellaceae. Gene Ontology annotation, biological process: protein phosphorylation. The transcript has a single exon. The record is from RefSeq and is a predicted model, not a curated record.